Pleurotus ostreatus (oyster mushroom) is the source of this 2559-nucleotide messenger RNA. It is a transcript of the gene TRP1, whose product is annotated as bifunctional tryptophan synthase trp1. The transcript is spliced from 2 exons. Gene Ontology annotation, biological process: L-tryptophan biosynthetic process. NCBI's taxonomy places the organism in Eukaryota, Fungi, Basidiomycota, Agaricomycetes, Agaricales, Pleurotaceae. Gene Ontology annotation, cellular component: cytosol. Bases 1 to 2559 code for a protein of 852 amino acids. The record is from RefSeq and is a predicted model, not a curated record. Gene Ontology annotation, molecular function: indole-3-glycerol-phosphate synthase activity; phosphoribosylanthranilate isomerase activity; anthranilate synthase activity.
AUGUCUGCACCAGAUUCACUACCCCCUACGCUUGCCCGACAGCUAGACGUGCUGCUGAUCGACAAUUUCGACUCCUUCACCUGGAAUCUCUACCAGCAAAUAUGCCUUCUCGGUACAGACGUCGUGGUCAUUCGAAACGAUGCUAUUACGCCUGCGCAGUUACCCCUCCUCAAAAUCAACUCGCUGAUCAUCUCGCCUGGUCCGGGGCACCCAAAGACAGACUCGGGGAUAUCCAAGGCGGCGAUUGCGUACUUCCAGGGAAAGGUGCCUAUCCUCGGUGUGUGCAUGGGCUUGGAAUGCCUGGUUGAUCUUUACGGAGGCUCUAUCGCGUAUGCCGGGGAGAUCAUGCACGGAAAGGUAAGCCGUGUCAGGCAUGAUAACCGGGGGUGCUUCAAGGGCAUCCCACAAGGCAUCAAGUCGAUUCGCUACCACUCUCUCAGCGCAUCCCUCAGCACGCUUCCCCCUGAACUCGCGAUCACCUCGACGACCGAAGAGUCGGGCGUGAUCAUGGGCGUGCGCCACCGGAAAUACACUGUGGAAGCCGUGCAGUAUCACCCUGAAAGCAUCCUCAGCGAAGGCGGCGACGACCUAGUGAAGAACUUCCUGUCGUUCCGGGGCGGGCUGUGGGAGCAGAACCCGCAUGCGAUGGUCAGCGACCCGAACAUCCCGCCGUUCGAUGCCACGAUUCUGCCGCCAGACCCGGAGAUGAAGAAGCAGAUACCAUCGAUCCUGGACCGCAUCUACAAGCAGCGGCUCGAAGACGUCGCGAAGUCACAGGCCACACCUGGCACGACUUAUGCUGACCUAGAAACCCUUCUCUCGCUGAACGUCGCUCCUCCGAUCAUCCCUUUCCUACCGCGCCUCAGACAGAAAGACCAGAAGCAUCCUUCGUUGCUUGCCGAGGUCAAACGUGCUUCGCCGUCGAAGGGGCCUAUCAAUACCACAGUUUCGCCGGCCCACCAAGCUUUGACGUAUGCCCUCGCUGGAGCACAUACGAUAUCUGUGCUGACUGAGCCGAAAUGGUUCUUGGGAUCGUUGCAGGACAUGCUACACGCUCGCUUAGCCGUUGCCAAUCUCCCAAACAGGCCUGCCAUCCUUCGCAAAGACUUCAUCCUUAGCCGGUAUCAGGUCCUAGAAUCGCGGGUAUGGGGAGCGGACACCCUGUUACUGAUCGUAAGCAUGCUGAACGAACCACUACUACGCGAUUUGUACAAUUUCUCUGUUUCGUUGGGCAUGGAGCCCCUCGUCGAGGUGAACAAUGCCAAGGAGAUGGAGCUGGCGCUCUCCCUUCCCGCGAAGGUCAUCGGGGUCAACAACCGCAACCUCCACAGCUUCGAGGUUGACAUGAACACCACCAGCCGCCUCACUGAUAUGGUGGAAGGCAAGGGCGUCGUGUUAUGCGCACUCAGCGGCAUAUCCAGCGCGGCCGACGUAAACAGGUACGCAGCGGAGGGCGUCGGGGCGGUGUUGAUCGGCGAGAGCUUGAUGCGAGCUAAAGACACUGCUAAAUUCAUUCGCGAGUUGAUGUCGAUACCGGAACCACCCGCCGUCGAGGGCAGAUGGGGCGCCAAGGAGACGCUCGUGAAGAUAUGCGGGAUACAAUCCAAGGAGGAGGCCGUCUUCGCUGCCGAGGCGGGGGCUGAUAUGCUCGGAAUCAUCCUUGUGCCCACGUCGAAGAGGUGUAUUGACUUGGAUGCCGCGAAGGAGAUCUCAGCCGCAAUACGAUCGCUACGUUCCGCUGCUCCGCCGCCGCCCACUGCAGAGGCGUUCGCGAGCAACGCGCCUUGGUUCACUGCAAACGCCAUCCGGCUGUCCACGCAUUCGCUCCGCCCCCUCCUCGUCGGCGUCUUCCAGGAUGCCCCUCUCGAUGACAUCCUGCACGCCGUGGCUUACCUCCAGCUCGACAUCGUGCAGCUGCAUGGAUCGGAAACGGUGGAAUUUGCACGGCAGAUCCCUGUGCCUACGAUCAAGGCAUUUCAUGUCGGCAAGGGUUCGGGGUUGGGAGGUGUCACGCGGGGCGGAGCGCACCACUUCAUACUUAUAGACAGCUUGAGGGACGAUGGGAGUGGUGUAAGCGGGGGCACGGGCAAGACUGUCGAUUGGGACUUGGCGAGGCGUGUUGUGGAUGCUGGAGAGAUCGUGCUCGACGGAGGCGCUUCAUACAAUGCGCAGGUACUAACUAUCGUCGCGAAUGGCGACACUACAACGAAUGACGACACUACUGCUGCUAUCCCUACAACCGAUGAAGCCGCGACAGAAACAACGACAACGGCUGAACCCCCGAUACCACAAGCCCCGGCCUCGCAAUACCCUUUACCCAUCAUCCUGGCAGGCGGCAUCACAGUCGACACAGUGGCCGAGGCGAUCAAGAAGGUGAAGCCUUGGGUGAUUGAUGUCAGCGGCGGCGUUGAAGCUGGAAACGGGCCCACGAAAGACCUUGACAAAAUACGCACGCUCAUCGCCAUUGCGAAGGGCUGGGUGCCCAGCGCCCCUGCUCCUCCUGCUCCUGCCGAACCGAAGGACGCUGGUGUAACAGACGACGCUGCGGUCGAGCAGUAA